Mauremys reevesii (Reeves's turtle) is the source of this 1660-nucleotide messenger RNA. RefSeq names its product serine and arginine rich splicing factor 4 (gene SRSF4). Gene Ontology annotation, molecular function: mRNA binding. The transcript has 6 exons. Gene Ontology annotation, cellular component: nucleus; ribonucleoprotein complex; cytoplasm. The record is from RefSeq and is a predicted model, not a curated record. Lineage: Eukaryota; Metazoa; Chordata; Testudines; Geoemydidae. Gene Ontology annotation, biological process: mRNA splice site recognition; alternative mRNA splicing, via spliceosome. Bases 102 to 1598 code for a protein of 498 amino acids.
GCCCCCUCGGUGUGCGUUACGCCGCCGCCGGCCGCUGCCCCCCAUUGCCCCCCCCGCGCUGAGUCAGCCGCCGCCGCCGGUCGCGGUGCGGGAGCGAGGCGAUGCCGCGGGUCUACAUCGGCCGCCUCAGCUACCAGGCCCGGGAGCGGGACGUGGAGCGCUUCUUCAAGGGCUACGGCAAGAUCCUCGAGGUGGAUCUCAAAAACGGGUAUGGCUUUGUUGAGUUUGACGAUCUGCGUGAUGCAGAUGAUGCUGUUUAUGAGCUAAAUGGUAAAGACCUUUGUGGGGAGCGAGUUAUCGUUGAACAUGCCAGGGGCCCCCGGCGUGACAGCAGUUAUGGUUCUGGACGCAGUGGAUAUGGUUAUAGAAGAAGCGGAAGAGAUAAGUACGGUCCUCCCACCCGUACAGAGUACAGAUUGAUCGUGGAAAAUCUGUCAAGCCGUUGCAGUUGGCAAGAUUUGAAGGAUUAUAUGCGUCAGGCAGGCGAAGUGACAUAUGCAGACGCACACAAAGGGAGAAAAAAUGAAGGUGUGAUUGAGUUCAAAUCCUAUUCGGAUAUGAAAAGAGCCCUUGAAAAGCUGGAUGGGACAGAAGUGAAUGGCAGAAAGAUUAGGUUAGUGGAAGACAGGCCUGGAUCCAGACGGCGCCGCUCCUAUUCCAGAAGCCGAAGCCAUUCGAGGUCUCGCUCUCGAAGCAGACACUCUCGUAAGAGCAGGAGCCGUAGUGGCAGUAGCAAAAGCAGCCAUUCCAAGAGUAGAUCAAGAUCCAGGUCUGGGUCCCGUUCCAGAAGCAAGAGCCGUAGCCGAAGCAAGAGCCGUAGCAGAGGCCAGAAGGACAAAAGCCGGAGUCCAAGCAAAGACGAUAAAAGUAGGAGCCGCAGCAGGAGUGCGGAGAAAACCCAGAGCAAAAGUAAAGACAAAGCAGAGGAUGCCGUCCAGAACAACGACGUCGCAAAAGCAAAGAGCAGGAGCCCCAGCAAGGAAAAGAGUAAGAGUAAAAGUAGGAGCAGGAGUGGGAGCAAGGAGAGAGUGGAGGAAGAGAAGGAGAGCGUGAGGAGGAGUAGGAGUAAGGAGAGGGAGAAGAGCAAGGCUAGGAGCAGGAGCAAGAGCAGAGAGGGAAGUAGGAGCAGGAGUCGUAGUAAGAGUAAGGACAAAAGGAAAGGCAGGAAGAGGAGUAGGGAUGACAGCAGAAGCAGAAGUAGAAGCAGGAGCCACAGCAAGAGUGAGAAAAGCAAAAGGCGCAGCAAGCGAGACAGCAGGUCUAGCAACAAGAAGAAAAAGAAGGAAGACCAAGAGCGGUCCCGGUCCCGGUCCAAGUCUAGGUCUAGAUCCAGGUCCAGAUCGGAGUCCAAGGAAAAGGAGCCGCUAAAACCAGAAUCUGACAAAAAGGAGGUAAAAAAUGAGGGUGAGGAAAUGGACAAAAGUCACGAAUCUCGGUCCAGAUCUAGGUCAAAUUCUAAAUCCAAACCAAAUGUCAAAUCAGAAUCUCGGUCCCGAUCAAAGUCAAUUCCAAAAACUAGGUCCCGGUCCAAGUCUAGAUCUAGGUCUGCCUCUAAAUCCCCAUCCCGAUCUAGAUCAAGAUCUCGUUCGAGGUCCUAAACUUGCUGCAACCACACUUGAAACUAUAUGAAAAGUCUUUUGUACAUGUUUGGUAGUUGUAG